Grus americana (Whooping crane) is the source of this 5145-nucleotide messenger RNA. RefSeq lists its product as uncharacterized. The record is from RefSeq and is a predicted model, not a curated record. Gene Ontology annotation, biological process: glycerophospholipid catabolic process. Gene Ontology annotation, molecular function: calcium ion binding; calcium-dependent phospholipid binding. Bases 1 to 5145 code for a protein of 1714 amino acids. Lineage: Eukaryota; Metazoa; Chordata; Aves; Gruiformes; Gruidae. The transcript has 42 exons. Gene Ontology annotation, cellular component: cytosol.
AUGUCUCAGGAACUGCUGCCCAUGGAGGUGCCAGAAGCACUCUAUUACAUGAAUCCAGGGAAGUUCAUGAUGCCAUCAAAUGCAAAAGUACUACAGGAUGAAGACUCAGACAUCGAUUCUUUGGGAGAUGAUGAACCGCAAGAAGAAAAUGAAGAAAGUACUGUACCAGACAAAGGUGAUUUCAAGAUAGAAUCCUCUCCCUGCUACCUGCUGACUGUAAGGAUCAUCCGGAUGAGAAACCUCCAGCGAGUGGAUGCCUUAAGCCAGGCUGAUUGCUACGUGUCGUUGUGGCUGCCGACUGCGACAUGUGAAAAGUCCCGCACUAAAACUGUGAGAAACUCCAACAAUCCAGUGUGGAAUGAAACCUUCUACUUCAGGAUCCAGAGUCGGGUCAAGAACAUGCUGGAGCUGACAGUGUACGAUGAGGAUUUUGCUACUCCGGAUGACCAUCUCCUCUGUGCACUCUUUGAUAUUGCUAAACUUCCAAUUGAAAGAACAGUGCUCCUGUGUUUUAAGCCCAGCCCAAAGGCCAAGGAAGAGCUAGAGGUUGAAUUCAAGUUGGAAGCCGCUUCUGGUCCUCAUGAAGCCAUUGCUACCAAUGGAGUCCUGGUGUGCCGUGAACUUUGCUGCUUGGAAGUUGAAGUGGCAGAGAAGAUGCAGCAAAAAUCAAGUAAGAAAGAGCUUUCUCUCACCGUGAAGGGCUCCUUUGAGGGGACGCAGGAUAUCACGCUGGGCCCUGACGGAGUAGCCAGCCCAUCGGGUCCCACCAAGUUCCACUAUAUCAAGUACGCAGAACCAACGCUGGAUGUCAUGUUGCCAAAGAAGAGGCGCUACCACCCUUGGACCUGUAAGUACAGUACAGAGACGGGGUCCCCUGUGGUGAUGCUGAAUUCGCUGCCCAUGGGAAGGAAAACGACCAUUGCAGAGGAGAAAAGAUUUGACUUGAAUGUGAGAGCACAAAGCUGUAAAUGUUCUUGCCACCAAGACCUGGACAUGCGCUUUGGGUUUGAUUUGUGUUCAGAGGAGAUGGCUUUCCUGGGGAAAAGAAAGAGAUAUGUAGCAAGUGCACUGAAAAAUGUUUUUCACCUACAACAGGACCUGCAGGAUUUUGAAGUCCCCGUUGUGGCUAUCAUCACGACAGGUGGAGGACUGAAGUCAAUGACAGGACUAUACGGCAGCCUUAUGGGACUCAAGAAAUUAAAUCUCCUGGACUGCGUAACAUACAUCAGUGGGUUGUCCGGCACCACGUGGACCAUGGCCAACUUAUACAGAGAUGCCUACUGGUCACAGAAGGACCUAGACUCGCAUAUUGGUGAAGCCCAGAAACAAGCAACCAAAUGCAAGAUGGGCUGUUUCUCUAUGGAUCGCAUGAAGUACUACAACAAGCAGCUUUGUCAGCGGAAAGAAGAAGGAUACAGGACAUCAUUUAUAGAUCUUUGGGGGCUCAUGAUCGAGUAUUUACUAAAUGAUGGGAAAGAUCCCCACAAACUUUCAGAGCAGCAAGAAGCACUGUGUGAUGGCCAGAACCCACUGCCCAUCUAUGUGUCGGUCAGUGUCCGGGACAAUUACAGCACCAAUGAUUUCAAAGAGUGGGUGGAAUUCACCCCCUACGAGGUGGGACUGCUGAAGUACGGCGCCUUUGUUCGCACAGAGCAUUUCGGAAGUGAGUUCUUCAUGGGACGCUUGUUAAAAAAGCUCCCUGAAUCCCGGAUCUGCUACCUUCAAGGUAUGUGGAGCAGUAUAUUUUCUGUGAACCUAUUACAAAUAUGGGGACUGUCCCACAGUUCAGAGGACUUCUGGAAGAGAUGGACACAAGACAGAGUAGAAGAAGUUGAUGAAGACCCGGUGUUGCCUACAAGACCUCACGAGCUGAGGACUCGCAUGUACACUCCUCCUGGCCCCCUGUCCAGCGCCCUUCGGGGAGCAUUGACUGACCGCUUCUCUGUUGCCCAGCACCACAAUUUCCUGAAGGGCUACCAGCUGCAUAACAACUACCUGGAGAAUGAGCACUUCUGUCGAUGGAAAGACACUGUGUUAGACUCACAACCCAACCAGCUGAUGCAAAAUUCUGAUCACCUGGGCAUGAUAGACGCUGGAUUUUUCAUCAAUACCAGCAGUCCACCACUUUUAAGGCCACAGAGGGAAGUGGAUGUCAUCAUAUAUUUAAGUUAUACUACUGGAUCACAUACAUCGUCUCUAGAUAAGGCGUAUAAAUACUAUUCAGAGCAGAAAAUCCCAUUCCCCAAAAUUUCUCUGACUGAUGAAGAUAAGAAAAAUCUGAAGGAGUGCUACAUCUUCCAAGAUUCAGAUUUGCCAGGAUGUCCGAUAGUGAUUUUUCUUCCCCUUGUGAAUGACACCUUCCGAGAGUACAAAGCACCCGGUGUCAAGCGCUGUUGCUCAGAGAUGGAGGGAGGACAACUUGAUUUGACAAGUCGCUUUUCCCCCUACUGCAUGUUCUCGGUCAGGUAUACCGAUGAGAAUUACCGCCGGCUGCUGAACCUCAGUGAAUACAACGUCCUGAACAACUCACAGAUGAUUAUGCAGGCCUUGCAGAUAGCGAUGCAAAGGAGAAGGCAAAACAUCUUCUUUGUAAUAGACCACCUACCUCAUCAGCCCAAGGAACCCAACCUGAAAAUAGCAGGUUCCAUUUACAGUCAAGAGCUGAUGGCUCAAACCGCUCGGCUAGGAGAAGGAAUUAUACAGCUGAAUCCUGAUGGAGAGCAGUGGAUUCCUGUUACAAAGAUAGAAUCAUGUCUGUGUUACUUACUGACUGUAAGAGUCAUAAGAGCAAGAAAUAUCCACCAGGCAGAUGUCUUAAGCCAGACUGAUUGCUACGUGAGCCUGUGGCUGCCAACUGCUUCAACUGACAAAUUUCAGACUAAAACCAUCAAGAAUUGCAAAGAUCCAGUCUGGAAUGAAACCUUCUACUUCAGGAUCCAGAGUCAGGUCAAGAAUGUGCUGGAACUGGCGCUCUAUGAUAAAGAUGUGGUUACUCAAGAUGACCACCUCUUCACGGUGUACUUCGACAUAGCCAAACUUUCCCUGGGAGAGCAAGUCUUCAUGCACUUCAAGUGCGAUUCACAGAGACAAGAGGAGCUAGAGGUGGGAUUUACAUUGGAUAAUAUUUCAGGUCCUCCUGAAACCAUCAUUACUAAUGGAGUACUAGUGUCUCGCAAAGUCUGCUGCUUGGAAGUCCAGGUGGUUGAGAAGAAGAAGAAGAAAAAAGAGAAGAAAUCUUUAUCAAAGAAAGAAUUCUCCUUUAAAGUGCAAGGCUCUUACGAAGGCACCCAAGACGUUAUGCUGGGAUCUGAUCGUGUCUUCAGCUCCUCCUCUCCUGCCAAAUUCCACUAUGCCAGAUACAAGCAGCCAACGCUGGAUGUUAUGCUACCAGGGAAGAAACGACCUCCCUCCUUUUGCUCCCGUGUGUACGACACAGGAUCUCCAAAUGUGGAACUUCAUUCCCUUCCAAGUGGCAAAAACAUGAUCUUAGCAGAGGAUAAAGGAUUUGAUUUAUACGUGAAGGCAGAAGACUGCCCUGACCACCUUGACGUGCGUUUGGGGUUUGACCUCUGCGUGCAGGAGCAAGACUUUCUGUGCAAAAGGCAGAAGUACGUUGCUCCUGCUCUGAAGAAGGUCCUGCAGCUGGAACAAGAUCUGCUGGACCAUGAGACCCCAGUGGUGGCCAUCAUGACUACGGGGGGAGGGAUGAGAUCUCUGACCGCGCUGUAUGGCAGUCUGCGGGGGCUCAAGAAACUCAACAUCUUGGACUGUGCCACAUACCUGACUGGCUUGUCUGGUACUACAUGGACCAUGUCAAACUUGUACAGAGAUGCUGACUGGUCACAAAAGGAUCUCGACAAGCAAAUCAGUGAGGCUCGAAAACAUAUGACAAAAUGCAAAAUAAAUUCCCUUUCCUUGAAGUAUUUGAAGUAUUACAAAAAGCAGCUGUGUCAACGGAAAAGAGAGGGCCGCAAAACAUCUUUUAUAGAUCUCUGGGGGCUUGUCCUGGAAUCUUUGUUACAUGAUGGGAAAGACAACCAUAGACUCUCUGAUCAACAACGGGCCAUUGAUCGUGGUCAGAACCCACUGCCUAUCUAUACUGCAGUCAAUGUCAAGAACAACUAUAGCACUCUGGAUUUCAAAGAAUGGGUGGAGUUCACCCCUUAUGAGGUGGGAUUGCAAAAAUACGGAGCUUUUGUUCGCGUUGAGGACUUUGGCAGUGAGUUCUUCAUGGGUCGGUUGAUGAAGAAGGUCCCUGAAUCCCGGAUCUGCUUCUUAGAAGGCAUGUGGAGUAGUUUAUUUUCAUUGAACGUGUUAUAUAUCUGGAAUUUGUCCCAUUCAUCAGAAGAUUUCUGGCACAGGUGGACCCGGGACAAAAUCGACAAUAUAGAGGAGGAACCAAUCCUACCGCUGAAGCUGCACGAACUGAGGACUCGCCUGUUCACGCCUCCUGGCCCCCUCGGCAGUGCUCUUCGCAGCGCUCUCACCGACCGCCUCUGCAUUGCCCAGGAGCACAACUUCCUAAAGGGUUUCCAGAUGCAUAAUGACUACCUGGAGAACAAGCACUUUUGCAGAUGGAAAGAUACUGUGUUAGACACGUUUCCCAACCAGCUGACACAAUCAGAGGAAUUCCUAUCUCUGGUAGAUACAGGAUUUUUCAUCAAUACAAGCGUCAUGCCACUUUUAAAACCAGAGAGAAAGGUGGACGUCAUCCUGCAUUUAAAUUACAGUGCAGGAUCACAGAUACAGGCUCUGGACCACACCUGCAAGUACUGCUCAGAGCAGGGAAUCCUUUUUCCCAGAGUGGACUUGAGUGAAGAAGACAGGAAAAACCUGAAGGAGUGUUACCUCUUUGAUGGUGCUGAGACUCCAGGAGCGCCACUACUGCUAUUUUUCCCACUAAUUAAUGAUACCUUCCAAAAAUACAAAGCACCAGGUCAGAAGCGCUCAGAGUCAGAGAUGGAAGAUGGCAAAGUUGAUCUCUAUGGCUGCUGUUCCCCUUAUUCAACAUAUUCAAUUCAGUACACCGAGAAGGCAUAUGACCGUUUGGUUCAGCUGGGUGAAUACAACAUCCUGAAUAACGAAGACCUCAUUAUGCAGGCCUUGCACACAGCAGUAGCACGGAAAAGGCAGAAAAAGAAAUAA